GCAGAAACAGCCCACGUUGAUUUGCCCGCCACCGCCUCCCAUCCCUCACCAACCUUUGUUCUUUCUGCAUCCUCCGCCUCAAAACACCCCAAUUGCAAUCAAAAUGGCUGCUGCUGCUACUCACGCCCCCCGAUGGGCCGCCAUGGCCCGCGACACAAACGAGACCAAGAUCCAGCUUGCCAUCAACCUCGACGGCGGCACAUUCCCUCCCGACACCGACUCCCGCCUCUUGAGUGAGGAUGCGGCUCACGCCUCGCAAAACUCCAAGUCGCAGACCAUAGCCGUCAAUACGGGCAUCGGUUUCCUCGACCACAUGCUCCACGCUCUUGCCAAGCACGCCGGCUGGAGUCUCGCCAUUAACUGUGUUGGCGAUCUUCACAUUGACGACCACCACACUGCCGAAGAUGUUUGCAUCGCCCUUGGCUACGCCUUCGCCAAGGCUCUCGGAGCACCCACCGGUCUCGCUCGUUUCGGUUACGCCUACGCUCCCCUCGACGAAGCGCUGUCCCGCGCCGUCAUCGAUCUUUCCAACAGACCCUACAGUGUUGUUGACCUUGGUCUUAAGCGCGAGUGGCUCGGCAAGCUUAGCUGCGAGAUGGUCCCUCACUGCCUUCAGAGCUUUGCGCAGGGUGCCCGUGUGACUCUUCAUGUCCACUGCCUGCACGGCGAUAACGACCACCACCGCGCAGAGAGUGCCUUCAAGGCUCUUGCUAUUGCUGUUCGCCAAGCUACGUCACGAGUUGCAGGCAAGGAGGGCGAGGUUCCCAGCACAAAGGGUACCUUGACUGCGUAAAGAGAUACAGAUGAGAUCAGGUGCAAGAGCGUCACUGUGUACUAUAGGAGCGAGGAAACGAAGAGUUGCGCGUGUCAUUUUGAGAUACAUGCACGUACGUACGUUGAUGGUUAGAUUUAUUAUUGAUAGACUCCCAAGUAAUAUAUAUGAUUACGAAAUGAUAACGCCAUGCUCCUGAUUUCCAAUCUAUGUUCGGUAGUCGCCGUUGAUGGUGACAUAGUCGUGACUGAAGUCGCAGGUCCAAUGCGUUGUGCUCUUAUCACCAGUUCCAAGGCGGACGAGGAUUUCAAGGUCCUCCAUGUUGAGAAUCUCGCUAGCACGAGCUUCAUCCACCUGCUCCGGCUCACCAUUGACAAGGAGCUUGAGCUCGGCAGAGCCGUCGGUAGGAAUAAACGAGACGCUGGUGCGUUCUGGAGUGAUGUCCUCUACCUCAUUCACAGGCGCAGUUGGGGGAGAGAUUAAUGCAUACCCAGCCGCACACAGAAUGCGGCCCCAGUUGGCGUCCUUGCCGUAGAGGGCCGUCUUCACCAGCGGAGACAGGGCAAUGGAUCGAGCAACCUGACGAGCACCAUCUUCAGUGGCGGCGUCAACGACGCGGAUAGUGACAAAUUUCGUAGCACCCUCUCCAUCACGAACAAUGUAUUUGGCGAGGUCGGCUGAGAAAUCGGUCAAGACGUCACGGAAUGCAGCGUAGUCGGGGGACAACUCAGAAGCCACCUCCUUACCACCUGCAGCGCCAUUGGCAAGUAAUGCCACGGUAUCAUUGGUCGAAGUAUCACCGUCAAUGGUUAGCGAAUUGAAAGAACGAUCAACAGCGUACUUGAGGAGCGGGUUCAUGAUUUUCGGUGAGAUGGGGGCGUCGGUGGCGAGGACACCAAGCAGCGUUGCCAUGUUGGGGGCAAUCAUGCCGGCGCCCUUGGUGACGCCAGCAAUGCGGUAUUCUACGCCAGGCGACGAGGGAAGCUCGAAUGAUCGGGACAUGAGCUUUGGAAACGUGUCGGUUGUGCAAAUUGCCGUAGCGCAGCUGAGCCAGUGCUUGUGUGAUUCGCCAGCCUGGUGGUAGGCCAUGGGGAUAUGGUCGACAAUCUUCUGAAUCGGCAGUCUAGCAUGUCGCGUGUCAGCUCCAAUUGGCGGGUUACAAGUUAACAAUGGCUUUCUUACCUCUGGCCGAUAACUCCCGUGCUCAUGACAAUGGACGAAUCAUCCUCUCCGGCACGCUGGUCGGCUGUUUUGGCCAUACUGGCUGCAUCUUGCAGACCGCCGGUGCCGGUAACGGCGUUGGCAUUACCAGAGUUGAUAAUGACGCUUCUGAUGCCGGCAUUGGCCUUGUUCUGGAGUAGCUUGCGGCUGAAGCUCACAGGUGCAGCCUGGAAUUUGUUCUUUGUAAAAACAGCAGCCGCAGCGCAGGGACGGUCCGACGUGACGAGAGCAAGGUCCGGUUUGCUGGUGUUGCCAGGCUUUACGCCAACGUAGACACCAGACGCAGCGAAGCCCUUGGGAUACGUUCCAGACGACGGGAUGUAUUUCAAUUUGGCCUGAGGAAUGGCUCCGCUAAUGCUAGCAGAGUAUGAUCGGGUAAACUUCAUCAUAGU
This is a messenger RNA of [Torrubiella] hemipterigena, 2385 nucleotides long. NCBI's taxonomy places the organism in Eukaryota, Fungi, Ascomycota, Sordariomycetes, Hypocreales, Clavicipitaceae. The record is from the annotation of a GenBank genome assembly.